CGCUGCAUAUAAAAAAAUGGGCGGAUUGGUGUCCACAUCCAGUGGCUGGUACCACCUUCCUUUCUAAAAUAAAAUCUCUCUGGCAUGAAGUCACCGCCUAUUUCACAUCCGGUUUGCGCUGGGACGUAUUACUACUGUCUUGGUACAGAGAAAUCUUUUGUUGUAUAGCUGCAGAUUGGAUAUUGGGAAGCAAAUUUGGGUAUGAAAUCUCCAGUGCAGGAGCACGCAGAGUCCAUGAUGGCUCAGACCGAGUGAGUGAGCGCGGCGCGAGGACGCCCUCCGCCCGGCGCGCCCGCGCUCGCACACUCGCGCAGCUCCAGUUCACCGCGAUCCUCUCUCCUACACUUUUCUCCCGGGUCUGGUGCGAUCCGGUGCCCAGAGGGGGCCCCGAGCUGCGCAAGCCCGUGAUGAAGAAAAGUCGGGGUCUCUCUGACUAUCUUUGGGCCUGGACCCUCAUUCUGAGCACUCUGUCAGGAAGAAGCUAUGGACAGCCCUCCCAAGAUGAACUUAAAGACAACACCACAGUCUUCACAAGGAUUUUGGACCGACUCCUGGAUGGUUAUGACAAUCGCCUGAGACCAGGACUUGGGGAGCGUGUAACUGAAGUGAAGACUGACAUCUUCGUCACCAGUUUCGGACCAGUUUCGGACCACGAUAUGGAAUAUACAAUAGAUGUGUUUUUCCGUCAAAGCUGGAAGGAUGAAAGAUUAAAAUUCAAAGGACCCAUGACAGUUCUCAGGCUAAACAACCUCAUGGCCAGUAAAAUCUGGACUCCAGAUACGUUUUUCCACAAUGGAAAGAAGUCUGUGGCCCACAACAUGACCAUGCCUAACAAACUGCUGCGUAUCACAGAGGAUGGCACACUGCUGUACACCAUGAGGCUGACGGUGAGAGCUGAAUGCCCAAUGCACUUGGAAGACUUCCCUAUGGAUGCUCAUGCUUGCCCACUAAAAUUUGGAAGCUAUGCUUAUACAAGAGCAGAAGUUGUCUAUGAGUGGACAAGAGAGCCAGCUCGCUCAGUUGUUGUGGCAGAAGAUGGGUCUCGCUUAAAUCAGUAUGACCUUCUUGGACAAACAGUUGACUCUGGAAUUGUUCAGUCCAGUACAGGAGAAUACGUGGUUAUGACUACUCACUUCCACUUGAAAAGAAAAAUUGGCUACUUUGUGAUUCAAACAUACCUGCCCUGCAUAAUGACAGUUAUUCUUUCCCAAGUUUCCUUCUGGCUCAACAGAGAGUCGGUACCAGCUAGAACUGUCUUUGGAGUGACAACUGUUCUGACCAUGACAACCUUGAGCAUCAGUGCCAGAAAUUCUCUCCCAAAGGUGGCUUAUGCAACAGCCAUGGACUGGUUUAUUGCAGUGUGCUAUGCCUUUGUUUUCUCAGCUCUGAUUGAGUUUGCCACAGUAAACUAUUUCACCAAGAGAGGGUAUGCGUGGGAUGGCAAAAGCGUGGUUCCAGAAAAGCCAAAGAAAGUGAAGGAUCCUCUCAUUAAGAAAAACAACACAUACGCUCCAACAGCAACCAGCUAUACCCCUAACUUGGCCAGGGGUGAUCCCGGCUUGGCAACUAUUGCUAAAAGUGCGACCAUAGAACCAAAAGAAGUCAAGCCUGAGACAAAACCACCUGAACCCAAGAAAACGUUUAACAGCGUCAGCAAAAUCGACCGACUGUCAAGAAUAGCCUUCCCGCUGCUAUUUGGAAUCUUUAACUUAGUCUAUUGGGCCACGUAUUUAAACAGAGAGCCUCAGCUAAAAGCCCCCACACCGCACCAAUAGGUUCUUUUAGUCGCAUUGUUGUUCAGUCGUCUGCACCGAGAAUCGCUCUCUGUUCUCAACGCAGUGAUUCCUAUCUGCUUUACUGCCUCUGUCUUAAAGAAUUUGAAGGUUUCCUUAUUUCCAUAUUUUAUAUAAGAACAAGAGACCCCCCUGUCUGACAGUUCAGAGCAGAGCAGAGUAUUCAGCUCCGGGACAGGAUUCUGAGAGGAAGCCAGGGAGCUAAAUGAAGUCAGGAGACAGACGAGAGGAAAAGGGAGGGAG
Messenger RNA from Acomys russatus (golden spiny mouse), 2036 nucleotides. RefSeq names its product gamma-aminobutyric acid type A receptor subunit alpha1 (gene Gabra1). Gene Ontology annotation, molecular function: GABA-gated chloride ion channel activity; benzodiazepine receptor activity; GABA-A receptor activity. Bases 408 to 1775 code for a protein of 455 amino acids. Lineage: Eukaryota; Metazoa; Chordata; Mammalia; Rodentia; Muridae. Gene Ontology annotation, cellular component: postsynapse; synapse; dendrite membrane. The record is from RefSeq and is a predicted model, not a curated record. Gene Ontology annotation, biological process: nervous system process; chloride transport; monoatomic ion transmembrane transport. The transcript has 10 exons.